CUCAGUCAUCCCCAGCUAGUGAGGAUGCUAAGAUUAACUGAUAGUGCUGGGCCAUCGAAUGCUCAUGCUGCUGCGAUUGAACAUGCCAUGGAAGUGGAUGUGGAUGCUUUGUUUGGUGAGAAUAAAAUGUUUGAUGUCUCCGAUUCAUUAUUCGAGGACCUUGAUCAAACUUUGUUGGCUGAUCCUUCCGAUCCUGGUGCCGCCUUUGGAUCGGAGAUAACUCUGCCCCAGGCGAGGGAUAUCGUUGGCGGGGGUGCAGAUGUUGGUGGCGAUGGUCUUAUGGUGACUCCGAGUGUUGGUGGUGGCACCCCGAGUGUACCAAGCAACUUUGCUAGUGGUUUUCCUUCUGCUCCAGCGGGUCUGUCUGGUGCUUCUUCUUUUACGCCCUGGUUUAGUGGCGGAUCCGAGUCGAUGAAGGUCAUAUGCUCAGAUAGGUAUGCUCAGCUGAGCGAUGACAAGCAAGCGCGUGUCAUGGCGUCUUUGGACAGAUCUGCACACCAACAGCUGGUGCUAUCGGUAUGCGGUAUUUAACUUGUUUCAGUUUCUUAUCAUUGUUGUAUCUUUAGAGCAACAAUUUGAGGAUUGGUAUGUUAGCCGAGGCUCGCGUGGAUAUGAGGAAGGCCAAGGCUACUGAGCAAGAGGUUCAACUACUUCGUACCACAUUGGCAUUGGCGAGGGAUGAAGCAUCAGCCUUUCACCGGGAUAAGAAGGAGUUAGAAGAGGUUUGUAAGAAAAAGGCAGAGUUGGAGCGUCAAUUGGAGGAAGAGAGAGCGGCUAGGCGGGGCCUUGGUCAGGAGCUUAAUGAGUUGGUGAGCACUCAUGAGGAAGAAUUAGUUGAUUCCCAAACGGAGAAUAAUGAGAAGUUGAAUAACCUUCAUGUUGAGUAUAAGGUUCUGAUGACAAAAGCUUGUAAGGCUGCUGCCCUUCGAGAGCGUCAACGAGCCACCGCUGCUACUGCUGCGAACAUCGUGGUCCCUCCCCCGAUUGUCGAGUCCGAGCUUGUGCAGAUUGUCACUGACGUCGAGGAUGAAGGGGACGACGAUCAACGGGCUCCUGAUGGUGAACAGACUUAAUCUUGCUCAUUUUAGCCUCUUUCUCUUAGUUUUUCGUGUUGAACAUAAGUCUUGUAGGUUCAUAUGCACCUUUGUGGAAACAUUUUCGUCUUUAUUGGAAAGUAUUCAGUUGUGGGAGGCAUGACUUUAUUGUUAUUUUGUGGUAAGUCCUCGUAUGUGGGAGGCAUCUUUGAUAUUGUUACUAAUUUCUUUUUGACAGUGACGUUU
Papaver somniferum (opium poppy) is the source of this 1280-nucleotide messenger RNA. Its product is annotated as myosin-7B-like. The transcript has 3 exons. Lineage: Eukaryota; Viridiplantae; Streptophyta; Magnoliopsida; Ranunculales; Papaveraceae. The record is from RefSeq and is a predicted model, not a curated record. Bases 588 to 1073 code for a protein of 161 amino acids.